CCUGACGCUCGGGCCGCACUCACGCGCUUCUCACCAUCUCACCCAGCUCAACAGGUUCUUCCCGUGCUUCAACACCCGGGCGCGCGCCUUCGUUCGUACUCCGGCAAACGCUUCUCCGCUCCUCCGCACCCAGCAGGCUCAUACCAGCCCUUUCACAUCGAGCAGGCUUACACCAGCCCUUCCACCUCUAUCAAAACACCAAUCCACCCAUCGACCCACCCACCUUCCGACUUCCACCCGCCUCGCCAGGCACCAACCCAGCCAUGGCGGCAACACCCAUCCAGCCCGCACAAAUCAUGCCCACGCAAGAAAGGCUGCUUGCGGCGUUCAGCGACGGCCGUUACGGACCACUGCUUCGGGAACUCUUCAAGAUCGAAGCGGAAACGGCACCCAGUCCACUCACCUCCCGCCUGCUGCAGCGCGAACGAGUCAGUGUCGAAACCGAGGCAAUCUGUCUGCUGGCACAGCUUUCGCAAGACACGCUGCGACAUCUCCUGCGCAACACAUACCCACAAGCCCAUGCAAACGCCUCCGUGGGUUCACUGCGCGAUCCAUACGAGUUCACCGGUACGCUCGACCCCGGCGUCUACCUUCAGCAGCUCGUGGGGGCGGAUGGUCUUGGGAUUUCGACUGCUCUCCACGAAGUCUUCUUGUCAUGGUUGGAGACAACUAUGACUCUCUCCAGCCCUUCCGAAGUCGGUCAUACUCUGAGCGUGAACGAGUGCCGGGAUGCCAUCGACAAGGCAUAUCGGGACGUAAUCGCCACCGAUGACCUCCAAGCGUCUUUCUUCGCCACCCUCAAUCAACAAGAGCUGGACGUACUACAAACAAACGUGCGGCGAUACAUCCGCAGCCAGCGAACUGUGCACGCUCAAGCCAAGGCGCAAGACGUCAAUCACAUAUCCAUCCACGCGGAAAUCGGGCUGGCCAAGAACCUCUGGGACAGAUGCGGCCAGCACAAAAGACUGGCGAGCUCUUCUCCCCCGCUCCUCCGACUUGUCCACCUGGUGCUACGCGCAGCCUUUCCCGAUCGAGACUUCAGGAUGCUGCAAGUCGUACUGUUCCAUGCCACGAGGAUCAGCGAUCUGGAGACUGGGGCGAGCCUUGGCGCAUUGCUCUGUGCUUCGUACCUGAGAUCCGGCGGAAUCAACACCAUUCAAGCAGGCCAGGGUGUCGGUACCAGUGGCAGCAUUACCGGCGAUGAAUGGGAAGAGAUGCUCAAUCGACUCGUGGACAAUCGUCUCCUUCGCUUUGUCAAUCCCAAUCUCGAACAGGACAUUAUCACGACAACACGGCUUCGCGGGAUCGAAGAGGUUCGUCUUCCUUUGUCUUGACAUGAUGUGAUUCAUUGCUAAUGGCACGGGUCAGAAACGACUGCAGCAAGCCCAGAUGAAGAUCCAGUACCAGAAGGACCUGCAAGCCAUU
Molecule: messenger RNA, 1425 nt
Organism: Neohortaea acidophila
Lineage: Eukaryota; Fungi; Ascomycota; Dothideomycetes; Mycosphaerellales; Teratosphaeriaceae
Exons: 1
Coding region: 264-1334 (356 amino acids)
Source: RefSeq, a predicted model, not a curated record